Messenger RNA from Oreochromis niloticus (Nile tilapia), 2760 nucleotides. RefSeq names its product CD247 molecule (gene cd247). The transcript is spliced from 8 exons. Gene Ontology annotation, biological process: cell surface receptor signaling pathway. The coding region runs from base 112 to 564 and encodes 150 amino acids. Gene Ontology annotation, cellular component: membrane. The record is from RefSeq and is a predicted model, not a curated record. NCBI's taxonomy places the organism in Eukaryota, Metazoa, Chordata, Actinopteri, Cichliformes, Cichlidae. Gene Ontology annotation, molecular function: transmembrane signaling receptor activity.
UGUUCCACAUCGAGGCAACAGAGAAGGAAGAUACAAGUGUAGUUCAGUCAUCUCAUUUCAUCGCUGAAACCAGUUUGAAGAAACAACGUUGUCUGGGGAUAUUGGUUCGGGAUGGCGCUCCAGAUGUGGAUAUCUGGCCUGCUGGUCCUCGCCUCAAUGGUCUCCCCGGCUGAGGCGAUGAACGUGUACGACCCUCAGCUGUGUUACAUCCUGGAUGGCUUCCUCGGCAUUUAUGGCCUCAUCAUCACCGGCAUGUUUAUCAAAGAGAAGUUCUUCAAAUCGAAAGCGAAGAUGGAGGAGGAGGGCUUAUACAGUGAUCUGAAAGGUCAGGAUCCAGGUACUUACGAGCCACUGCGAACAGGAGACCCCGAGAGUGGACGAGGAAGAAACCGCAGGGUAGCUGAUGACGCCACGUACACGGGCCUGAACAAACGCACAGAUGGAGAAUAUAAGGAGCUUCCUCUGAAGCGUCCAAAAAAGAACGAACAGGUUUACCAGGGUCUGAGUUCGGCCACCAGGGACACCUACGACUCCCUUCAGAUGCAAUCGCUUCCACCUCGCUAAGAAGCAACCAACAAGCCGCCAAAGAGCCGCUGAUGAGCCCCGUCCAGACGCUCCAGAAAUUAUUCAUGGGAAUUUUCACACCAACUGAGAACAGCUUGAGAAUCUUUGUUUUACUUUGAAGAUAUAAAGGUUUGCCAAGUUUAUAAUGAGUCUGUAAAUGGACUGAAAAUUUUAGCCUUUUUCAGACUUUCUAUUUAACAAAACAUCUGGAAGGUCUGCUUUCCAUCAGACUUCAAAGUGCAUUUAAAAAUGGUCUUUUUAAUGACUUAAUGUCCAAUAUUUUACAAAUAUUUUUACACAUUCAAUAGUAAUCAACUGAGAUGCAACUUUUCAUUAUUUUUUUACAUUAGUUUUUUUGUAGUUUUAGAGCUUGACAUUUUGAAGUAUACUAGUACAUAAACAGUUAAUAUCUGGUGUCUAUCUGACUGUAAUGCAAAUUUAAGACCCAUAACGACAACAUAGUAAAAAACAGUACGACAUGUACUGGAAUUUAAAACAAAUUUAAAAUAUGAAAUACAUUUUUGUGCUUAGUUUUUCAUUCAAAUAUUCAUAUUAUGUUGUGUAGUACUAUGAAAUCUUUUUAUCUGCUUACAACUACAUUACAGUGAUUUAUAAAACAUUUAUUAACUAAUUACUAUACAGUUACUAGACAGUCAAAUAAUCCCAAUUUUUAUUUUUAUUCAUUUUACUUAUUGUUUUAUUUUUUUAUUUGUUUUUAUUUAUUUGUUUUUUACAUAAGGUUACCCUUUGCACAUUGUAUUAAAAACAAAUCAAAUUAGUUCCUAGUUCAAACAAUAAUUCACGAGAGUUUUCAAGAAUUCCAGGAUUCAGGAAUGUUCUGGAAAUCAGAGUUGCAACGAUUUAUCAUUUAAUUGAUUACCCGAUUAAAACAAUGUUGAAUUCUUUUACAUUUUUAACACAUUUUUAGAUUUUGGAUUAAUCAUCGGUGUUGUCGGAUGUAAUAACUGGUAUUAGAGGCUUGAACAUAUGACAUAUUCAACCUCUAUAAAUUUUCAUAUUCAGGUAAUAUAAAAUGCUUACAUGAUUAUUUCUGAAUCUAUAUUGAGUAUGAUAUGACCUGGUUCUCAGUAUAAAACUGUAAACAAACAAACUGCAGUUUGUACCUUGUUUACAUAUUGUUGUUUAAUUUGACACAGUCAUAUAUCAGGGUAUUUGUUGUGGAUUAAAAGCACAGUUUAAAGAUUUAAAAGGCUGAAACACUUUUAAAACUGAUCCAAAGUGCAUUUGUGAGAUAAAAUAAUGUAGAACUUACUUUAUGAUUUGAAAUGGAGAUUUGCUUCUUUUGAAAUGCUUUCAAAUGUGAUAAAGAUCCUUAAAAAUGGUUAAAUGCCAUUAACACCAAGUCUGUCUUAAAUAAUGAACAUCUGUAAAAUUUAAAGCUACACUAAUGUGGUGUGGAAGACAGAUGUUUCACAAUAUUCCUGAAAAGAGUUUGGUGCCGUUUCAGUGGACACUCGAGGAGUUAUUUUCCACUGAUGUAUAUAUUAGGUUGUAAAAUAAAAAGAUAUCAAAGAACUUCAGUCUGCACUUAGAUCAACACAGAAAAACUGUAGUUUUAUUUCUGCUUUUAUAUUUAUCAUCUAAAAAUGAUGAAGUCUUGAGUAACAUCUGGAGAAUCACAGCUGCAAAGGAAGAAAGACCUCAGGAUUGAAUCAAUCAAUGUUCAUUACACGAGUGAUGGCAAAAUAUGAAACGAUAUGAAAUAUGAAAAAAAUGUAAUAAUUUGAAGUAUGUAUUUUGAAAUGUUUCUUCAUUUGGUCUUGUUCACAAUAAAAGACAAAAAAAGCUUUCAAAAGAGCAAUAAAAACAGUAAAAUAAAUGAAACAAAAAUGUUUAAAAAAUGUUCAAAAGCUUAUUAUUAUCAUUAUUUACCGUUUCAAAUUUCUGCAAUAAUGAAUGGGCUUCCACACUUUUCAGGUCUAAGAUUUAGUUGUAAUUUUUAAAAGAGCACUGCAGCUUUAAGUUUCAAUAUUUUUUGCCUUGUCCUGUAUAGAGUUAUUUGUAGUUUUCUGUGUUCAUGUAUUUUAUCUGAUGUGUCAGAUAGUUUGCAUGGAAGUUUGUUUUUUUUCUAACGUUAUGUCUCUCUGAUAUUUUCCUGAGAAGUUGUACUGCAGUCAGUUAUUUUGUUCCUGUAUGAAUAUAUUUGCUUCAUUAUUAAAGUUUGCAAAACUCUGA